AUGAAUAUGGGGGAGGUAGUACGAACUAUAGAUGUCGAGACGGAUGUCCCUGAUUUCAGUUCGCUAAUGCUUAAUCGAACUUCGUUGAACGCAUUAGCUAAAGCUGGUUUCAUCAAGCCAUCUCCAGUACAAGCUCAAGCUAUCCCAUUUGGCAUGCUUGGACUUGAUUUGCUCGUACAAGCAAAAUCCGGAACUGGAAAAACAAUGGUUUUUUCUUUGUUGGCUGUAGAAAACCUGAAUGCUCAGUUUGGGCGUCCACAAGUGUUGAUCGUAGCUCCAACUCGUGAAAUUGCUUCACAAAUAGUCUCUUAUAUCAGAAUGCUUGCUCCUUCUGUGAUCCAUGUGGGGAUGUUUGUUGGUGGAAAUGAGAAGGGCGUUGCGGAAGAUAUUCAAAAACUCAGGAAAAGUAUUCACAUUGUUGUUGGAACAACAGGCCGUCUUUGCCAUCUUGUUCGAAUCAACGCAUUGCGGUUAUCCCAUGUACGGUUGUUUGUUCUGGACGAGGCUGAUAAGCUUAUGGAAGACAGUUUUCAGAAAGAAAUCAAUUAUCUGUUCUCUACACUGCCACCGGAAAAGCAAAUAGCUGUGUUCUCAGCUACUUAUCCAUAUAGGCUGGAUACAACUCUUAUGCACUACAUGAGAGAUGUACACCUGGUGCGUGUGGAUAAAGAUGCACAGUUACUUGGUGUCAAACAAUGUGAGGAGCUUUGUGCAGAUUUACAACGAGCAAAAUUUGAUGCGGUUAGCAUUUCUGGUAGUAUGCCACAAACUGAUCGUACAAAAGCGAUACGGAGACUCAAAAACUGCUUAGUUAAAUUACUCAUUUCAACCGAUCUUACAGCACGAGGAAUUGAUGCUCCAGGCGUCAAUAUUGUGGUCAACUAUGGAAGUCCACUUAUAUUAGCCACUUAUUUGCAUCGAAUUGGGCGUGCUGGACGUUUUGGUACACAAGGUGCUGCUUUUACAAUUAUCAAUAGUGAUAAAGAGCUGAAGUUGUUCAGUGAUUUCGUUGUCGAGGGAAAACUUCGAACUAAGCUAUUACGAGCAAGAGAGGAGUGGCCUAGCAAUCUCAUCUAUGACGAUGGAUUUUUUAACAGUUCUGAAGACUUCCGUCCCUACACAACAAGGAAUUGGCAUAGUCAGCAAAGUUAUGAUGUUGAAAGGGGUGAGGGAAACGUAUCCGAAUUCAUCGGGAUUGGUUCAGACUUGCGAGAAUGUGAAAAAGAAUCUAAUUUCUAUGGAGACACGACCUCAUUGCAUCAUAAGUCGGAGAAGCGCAUCUAUUCCAGUCAAGAUUUUUACAACAUAUGUAGGAGUAUGACGAAUAAUGAAAUCCCUGAUGUACUUUUAAAGAAUUUGAUUGCAUUGAAGAUACGAUCACCAUAUAACUUCGAUUUAACGCGAAAAAAUACUCUGAUGGUGUUACGAGUGGGUACUGUAAAUAAAAACAGUCAGAACAUAAAUAAUCAUGAAAAAUCUUGUCACAAAAAACCUGUUUGCUUGCUAAAUAACAAAACAGAUCUCAAUGUGGACAUUAGCAUACCAAAACAUGGUAUGAAUUGCAGAAAGAAAAGGUAUUUAAGGAAUCAGAUUCUUGCUAUUCGAAAUGUGUUGUGCGAUGAGGAAUGGUUGCGGUACGCCAGUCUUCGUUUCGGUUCAACUGUGCGAUAUGAACCGUUUUUGAUUUGUAGAUUUAAUGAAGGAAUUCCAGUUGAUCGAUCGGACGAAAAAUAUGUGAGGAAACCCAGUUUGAUAGGAAGUCAUAAUUUGGAAGAACUGAAUCCAAAACGAGGCGAGGGACAUCAGCGGAAAAAAAAUGGUAAAAAAUACGAAACCUCCGAAGAAUUGAAAGCGAAACUUGCGAAGGUUAAGUCAAAGUUCAAUUAUGAGUUGGUUUUGGGAUUGCGUAGAAUGAAAGAAUGUAUGACAACAACCGAAGUAGCAGAAAUUUCCAAUCCUUCGUGUUUUGUGGUAGUUGAAAUCCGUGCACAAAUUACUGCGAGAAUAAUAAUUCGAUUAUUCUAUAGAUGUUCCAUGGCAAGCCAGAUUGAACAGAGAAAACUGACUGAGACAAGUAGUACUCAAACUGAUGGACAGUCAUUUCAUGAAGAUAGAAGCGUUGAUCGUUUGAAUGAUUAUUGUUGCUCUGGGAGAUAUAUGUGCAGAGAAAUAGACCACUUUGCACGGUAUAUAAAACACAUGCGUGGGUUCAAAUUUUAA
Brugia malayi is the source of this 2220-nucleotide messenger RNA. RefSeq lists its product as uncharacterized. NCBI's taxonomy places the organism in Eukaryota, Metazoa, Nematoda, Chromadorea, Rhabditida, Onchocercidae. The transcript is spliced from 13 exons. Gene Ontology annotation, molecular function: nucleic acid binding; RNA helicase activity; ATP binding. Bases 1 to 2220 code for a protein of 739 amino acids. The record is from RefSeq and is a predicted model, not a curated record.